Messenger RNA from Uloborus diversus, 3601 nucleotides. RefSeq names its product carbohydrate sulfotransferase 1-like. The transcript has 4 exons. Bases 249 to 1424 code for a protein of 391 amino acids. The record is from RefSeq and is a predicted model, not a curated record. NCBI's taxonomy places the organism in Eukaryota, Metazoa, Arthropoda, Arachnida, Araneae, Uloboridae. Gene Ontology annotation, biological process: sulfur compound metabolic process; N-acetylglucosamine metabolic process. Gene Ontology annotation, molecular function: N-acetylglucosamine 6-O-sulfotransferase activity.
CAACAGUUGGCGCGACUUUCAGAAGUUCGAGUCGAACAAUCCCCGCCUCUCAACUUAAUGGGUUCGCCGUUGCUACUGCUAUUACCUGGCGACGAGCCGUUGUGGAUUUUCGAAAACGCCUCUCGGUUUGUUUCCAGAGGUUGAUUCCGGUCGAGAAACGAUGUUGAGUCUAUUUGAGGCUGAAGAUCGAUUCGGAAAUCAAGACUACACGACGCAGUGCUGACAGAAUGACAGCCCCUGGAGACUGAAUGGCUCUUGAUCGUCGCCCGAGCAUUAACCCAAACCAGAGAAUUCGCUUGAGACGGCUGCUUCCGCUGUUCCUCUUCUUGGCGACGAUCGUUGCUUUGCAGUUUUUCGUUCUCUUUUCCAAAAACGGAUAUUCCCUAAGAAAAGCGCUACCAGGUCUGUCCACGCCUCGACCUGGACCGCUGCAUGUCCUCGUAGUAAGUUACGCUCGGUCAGGAUCUUCCUUUCUAGGCGACUUGCUGGCAGAACUGCCUGAUGCCUUCUACUAUUUCGAGCUUCUGCAUUUCUUGGGCAGCUCCGUCCUCAACGGAACAGACAUAAACCACCGCGCGCGCCACUUGCUGAGCGUCGCUUUUCAGUGCAACAUCUCUGUGGUGGAUGGCUUUAUGGACUGGCAAAAACGACACCAGACAUUUAUGAAGUUAAAAAGAAGCAUUCAUUACUGGGCGACGUGUUCCAAUGCCACUCGGGCCAAAAACGCUAUUAAUAACGUCUGCUACAACGCCACGUACAUGGAUUCCUAUUGCAGUAAAAAGGACAUCCUGAUUGCUAAAACAAUCCGCAUCAAGUUGCCAGAAGUAAUCGACCUCUUCUACAAUCCGAGCCUUAAUCUGAAGGUGAUAUACUUGAUGCGUGACCCACGUGGUAGCUUCAACUCAAGAAACAAGUUCCCCAUCGCCGCGUGGUGCAAAAAAGAUGUACUGUGCCACAGUGCAAAACAGUUUUGUACCUCCCUGGAGGACGAUCUGGAGGCUGUGUGUCACCUCCGAGCUGAAAAACCGACAGACUUCCUUGCCAUUCGUUAUGAAGACUUGGCGAUGAAUCCCUACCAAACUACCAAAACCAUUGUGAGGUUUCUUGGAUUUGAAGAAAUUCCAAAAAAUCUAGUCUCAUUUCUCAAAACCCAUACGUCCGUCCAAGACAAACUAAAAAUCCGAACCAAAGCUAUGGGCAUUGAAUUUCCUUACUCAACCUUCCGGAAUUCCGCCAUGGCUGCUACUAGUUGGCGGAAGGAGAUGAGUUUCGUACGAUUGACUGAGCUUCAAAAAAGUUGCCAGCCCGUUCUUAAUUUUUUUGGAUACCACUCAUAUUCCACCCUGGUGUCUCUCAGGUCGAACAUCCAAUACGACAUAGGAAUAGAAAACGCUCUCUUGCAACACUGCGUUCAAAAUUUAUGAAAAGCAAGUUCUUACGGUAUACUUAAAUUUUCUCCAGUGAACUUCCCCACAAGUUGGGUAUGCGAAUUUUUUUAAUCUACCUUCACUCAUUGGAUAAAAAUGUAGUUUUUGAGCAUUUGAAGCAGAAUCUUGUCAAAGCACAUGACGUUCGCCAAUGGGUUUUAGGAGUAGCCUUCCAGAAAGAAAGCAAAUGCUGAGAGUAGUCAGAAAAUUGUGAAAUUUCUCUAAACAAUUUAGUUACAGGACGUAUCUCCAGACAUUGACGCAUGUUUGAGCAAAACGUUAUCGUCAGCAUUUUCUUAAGACUGCUAGUCUGUUUAAAAGCUUAAAGCCCAAGAAAACUACAUUUCAUGAUUGCGGUGCAGAGCACCGGAAGAAAGGAGUCUCCAAACUGUAAGGAGGGCCAUGAUGGUGUCCUCUUUGGUAAGAUGUUAUGCUCUUAAUUAGUGGGUUGCAGGUUCAAUGACAUCCGGUAAAAGAUCUUUCGUGUUCGCUGAUGAUGAUUGGUGCACGUUAAAUCUGCCGUCCUCUAAGUUAUCAUUCCAAACCUCUGAGGUUUGCUCGACUGGUCUGAAUCAAAAGACAGAGAUGUUUUCUGGUGCCCAUCCAGGUCCCAAUUUUUACCUGUUGUAUGCUUUACGGAAGUGUUUCAAAAGUGAAGAUUAUUUUACCAUUUUCAAUCUUAUUCAAAUACUCAUGCAUCAAUGCAAGAAUAUUAUUAUUUAAGGAUUAAUUUUGAGAAAAAAGUUUCGAAAUAAACAGGCAAAAUAGUACAGUGCAAUAAUUUUACCGACGCAUAAUUGAGAAAUUAAACUUUUGAAAUGAAACAUAAAUGAAAAUUAAAUAGCAUGGCGUUUCUUUACUUUUUAUUAGUACUUUUCAAAAUGGACUUACAACUAAUGGGAAAGCAUAAAAGAAAUUACUUAUAAAUGAAUGAUUAGCAGUAGUAGCAAAACUGUUAUUUGUCUAAUCAAAGCUGGAGCGUAACAGAGCAUUGUUUUUUUAAACGUUUUCAACCGUCCAUAACAUUUAUUUCUGUAGAGAACACAGAUGACUGUUAUAGUACACUUCACGAUUAUUGGCAUUUGUCUUCGGAUGGAUCUACCAUAAAAUCGAUUGAAAACAAGAUAAGCGUUCGUUGCUAAAAUUAACCAUUGUACAUAUUACCAUACAAACCUGUCAACUACUUUUUCACCAAAAUGCGGCGGAUUUACCAACAAAUAUGGAAGUAAAAAUGUGCAUAAUUUUGCGUGACAUUUCUUUUUACUAAUCCGAUGUAAUCAAUUGUUAAACAGUUAAAAUUAAUUGAAAGGGAACUAUUCACACAAAUUAUUACCAUUAAAUCAUUAGAAAGAGCAAUUUCAAAAACACGGGUUUUGAUUAUUUUUAAUGGGCAAAAAAAAAAAAAAAAAUAUCCUGUGUACAUAUAAUAGGUAUUUUAAGUUAUAUAUGAGUUACUUUAGAAAAACCUAUUAAAAUUCGAUCGGUGCAGAACACUAUUUUUAAGCCCUCUACAUCACAGAGAAAACCCCUGCAUACAUGACGUCUUUGAUUCAAAACGAAAAUGUACUGUUUUCGCUUUGAGCCGCUAGGAUUAUGAUAGAUAAUUCGUUCUAAAAGGGAAAAUGCGGAAGAUUUUACCUUGCUAAGUUAGGGUUUAAACACGGUAAGCUUCUGGGUCAUUUCAUGAUAUUUUUGACCUUUAUGUAGAGUCCGUAACCUUUGUUUUUCCAAAACUUUUUAAUUUACUGUUUGAUUUGCAAAUUAUUUUAAUAUGAGUUAGUGUGUUGGUAGUUCAAAAUAAAAUAAUAUGCUAAUCAAACAGCAAAGUAAAAAAAUAUGGUAAAAAAAGGUCACGUUACGAACUCUACAUAAAUGUACAACAAUACCGUGAAAUGACCCUUCUGCAAAAUGCGGAAGAGUUGGUACGUCUGGUAUACAAUUUAGAAUCAUUGAUUUUUGUCGUUUGCCUAGUGCCAACAACUGUGAGUUGGACUGUACAACGCCGUUCCAUUUCGUGAAAGAAGAAAUCAAUGCUUUGUUUGACGAUCUUUAUGCACGAAAUUUUCCAUGUAAAUUAAUUUUCAUGAAAAUAAUAACUAUAUUUUCGAUUGUUCAUUUUGUAGAUGAUCAUAUUUUAAUAUUGUUGGCAAAAUAAAUAUAUUUCGUGGUUUUCA